Molecule: messenger RNA, 4250 nt
Organism: Coccinella septempunctata (seven-spotted ladybird)
Lineage: Eukaryota; Metazoa; Arthropoda; Insecta; Coleoptera; Coccinellidae
Product: vascular endothelial growth factor receptor 1-like
Exons: 23
Coding region: 86-4210 (1374 amino acids)
Biological process (GO): positive regulation of kinase activity; multicellular organism development; protein phosphorylation
Cellular component (GO): signaling receptor complex
Molecular function (GO): ATP binding; transmembrane receptor protein tyrosine kinase activity
Source: RefSeq, a predicted model, not a curated record
UUUUAGUUCCACGGAAGCAAUUAUGUCUCCUUGUAGUAUUUGUUUACACUCGUACUGAAGUGAUGAUAUACGCAAUAGUGGAAAUAUGCCCAUAUAUCGUUUCACAGUUUCUGGAUUAGUGUUAUUAUUUGCUCAAAUCCUUAUCGUAGAAACACGAAUAAAACUUUUUCUGAAUGGAACAGAAGUAGACGAAGAAGCUAUCGAUUUUACAUUGAAUUCUGGAGAUAAUUUGACACUAGUCUGUGAAGGAAAUUAUCCUGUUGUGUGGAAAACUCCCGAAAUAAUACCCCAAAAAUAUGGAAAAUAUACAAAAAUUUAUAAGUCAGCCUUGAAUUUGACUCAGGAAAAUGAGUUAAAAUAUUUCUCACAACUUUAUGUUGUGAAUUUGACGUUUCCUUAUGUGGGAUUUUAUAGCUGUUCUGAAGAAGACAACGCAACAAGCUCAAAAGAGAUAUACUUGUACAUUCAUGAUGAUAGUCAUUUGGCUGUAGUAGAAACUGAGGCUGACCACGAGAUCAUAUAUGCUGUGAAGUACGCCAGAACUGUAAUCCCUUGCAGGCCCACAUCCCUGGAUGUCGAUGUUAGCCUGAGAACACCAGGCGGCAAAUUGGUAGAACUGAACACCACAGAAGACAGUGAAUAUGCUUUCGAUUAUGAUCCUCAUGAAGGUUUUUUCACUGCUGCAAAUUCUGAGGAUAAUACCUUCCUCUAUUGUUACUUCACAAGGAAUGAUUCUGAAUAUGAGUAUUGGUUCAAGUUGGACGUAGAAAUUGCCACAUCAUAUCUUGCAGAGCCGUUCAUAAGCACCAACAAGACACAUUUUGUUGUUGGAGAUACAAUCAUUCUGGAAUGUUCAGUAAAGAGCAAUGUUCAAACAGAUAUUCAAUGGAGUCUUCCUAGUGACCAUCGACAAAACAUCACGAUAAUCGACUCUGUCGUCAACGAUCAAGAGAGAAUGGUGAAAUCAAAAUUGAAAAUUAACAAUAUAACUGCUGAAUAUGGAGGACAAUAUAGGUGUUCCGCUGAGGACAAACAAAACCAUUCUAGUCAAUCGGAUAUAGCACUCUUUGUACAUGAUCCCAAAGAUCACUUCAUAGUAUUCCUUGGAGAGGAUAGUUCCAGUUAUUCGGAUUGUACCAUUGGAUCAACUGUUAUUUGGAACGAAUACUUCGAAGCCUAUCCAAGAAGUGAAGCUGCUUGGUUAGAUAACAAAGGAAACAUGAUAAGAAGACGUCAUAGCGAAAAAUAUGACACGAUAAUAACUGAGUCUCAUGCUAGUCUCCAAAUAACUAAUAUAACUUACAGAGAGCAUGGGCAUUAUACACUAAUAGUCAGUAACGGCAGAGAAAACAAGACGCGAAGUAAAUUUUUAGAUGUUACCGGAAAACCAUUGGUCAAGCUCGAGUUGAACGAAUUCCAGUUACCUAAUAGUCAUAGCGAAAUCAUUUGUGAAGUUAUUUCUAACCCUAAGGGUGAAGCCUCAGUUGAAUACAAACCAUGUAUAGAUGAUUCCUGUAAAUACGAAAAGCUGCAUCCAGAAAUUAAGAAAGAAGGACUUGUUCUCACAGAAAGAGUUCAAAUUAUUUUCAACAAAUCGUCAACUGUGAAAUGUUUUUCGAAAAAUAUAUUGGGCUCGCAUGAACAAGAAAAAAAGGUGUACAUAACAGAGAUACCAGGAGGUUUCGAUAUUAAAGUGAAUGAUACUGGGACGAUAUUCAAUAAAUCAAGUAAUAUAGCUCUAGCAGCCUUAGGGGAAUCUGUCAACUUAAUAUGUGGAGCAUUCAUCAAGAAUAAUAAUGAGCGCAUAGAAUGGCGAAAAGGUUCCCAGAAAAUAGUGGCAAAUAAAAAUUUCAGGUUGAAACAGCAUGAAUUCCCCUCAGGCAAAAAUUUAUUCCUCGAUAUAAACCGUGUAACUUUUGCGGAACAAGGAAGUUACUCAUGUCUCCUCAUAGAGAGAGAAACUAUCACUAAAAAAAUUGAAAUCAAACUUGCUGUAUCUCGAGCGGCCGCACCAAGUUUCAAGACGAAUUUGGACGGAUUUAUUUUGAAAAAUCUGGGUGAUUAUGUUCGUUUCGAUUGCCGAUAUAAAGGUCUGCCGAAACCCAUUAUUUCUUGGUUUAAGGACGAUGAAGAAAUAACAUCCUCUGGUAGCAAUUUUCAGAUCGAUACUGAUGAGAAUUCGUUAGUCCUCAAAAGUAUCAAGUUGAAGGACGAAGGUGAAUAUAGAUGUGAGGCGAAAAAUAGACUAGGGAAGCAGCAAAAAAAAUGGAAACUUGAAAUCAAAGACAAGCCAAGCAGCAGAAUAUAUUAUUGGUUGGCCAUCAUACUACUCAUGAUUCUAGUGAUAAUAACAAGUGUCAUAGUAUAUUACAAGGAUCACAGGAAGAAGAAAUUGGAGAAACUGUUGAAAGAAAUCGGCUUAGCGUAUUUUGAGCAAGGCCAAUUGGAAAACCUCAACCCUGACCUUGGCCUCGAGGACCAAGCAGAAUUACUACCCUAUGAUAGAAAAUGGGAAUUUCCACCAGAGAACUUGAAGAUAGGAAAACAGUUAGGGGCAGGCGCUUUUGGGGUUGUUAUGAAAGGGGAAGCGAAAGGGAUAAUACCAGGAGAAGAACGGACAACGGUUGCAGUUAAAAUGGUGAAAAAGGAUGCAGGUCAUACGUACAUCAAAGCUUUGGCAUCAGAACUCAAGAUAAUGGUUCAUUUGGGAAAUCAUCUCAAUGUUGUCAAUCUACUUGGGGCUUGUACGAAAAACGUCGCUAAAGGCCAAUUGUUCGUUAUAGUUGAGUACUGUAAAUUUGGUAACACCCAUAAUUAUUUAUACAGGCAUAGAAAUGAGUUCAUCGAUCAAGUGGAUCGUGAUACUGGGACAAUAGAUUUCAACAUAGGAAACGAAAGACUUGAAAGGUCGUAUUCUGUAGCGAGCAACAAAAGCUUUUUUCCAAUGAAAUAUGUCACCCAGCUAUCGGUAAAAAGCAAUAGUAGCGUGAAAUUUACUCCCGAGAAUGAUCUGGAUGUAGCUGCAGAGAACUGCAAAAUUGUUAACAUGUGCCCCAAAACUGAUGAAGGUGAAGACGAAAUACUACUCAGCAAUAAUAGUAGCGUGCAACCUGACUGGCGUACAAACUAUAAGGGAGAUUACAGAGGGUCAGUUAGACCAAUCUGCACCAAAGAUCUGCUGAUAUGGGCAUUCCAAGUGGCGAAAGGAAUGGAAUAUCUUGCAUCUCGAAAAGUUUUGCACGGUGAUUUGGCCGCCAGGAACAUACUUCUAGCCGAAGAUAAUGUCGUCAAGAUUUGCGAUUUUGGAUUGGCCAAAAGUAUGUACAAAAAUGAGAACUACAAGAAGAAUAGCGACUGUCCCCUUCCCAUCAAAUGGAUGGCCAUCGAAUCUAUAAGAGAUAGAAUAUUCUCGACACAAUCUGAUGUAUGGUCUUUUGGUAUCGUUUUGUGGGAAUUUUUUUCUCUCGCAAGAACUCCUUAUCCUGGUAUGGAAGCAGAUGAAAGGCUUUUCACGAAACUUGUUGAGGGUUAUCGAAUGGAAGCACCUGAAUAUGCCACAAAUGAAAUUUAUCAGAUGAUAUUAGAAUGUUGGUCCCAUAAUCCUCUAAGAAGGCCUUCUUUCGAAAAUCUUGCCGACAGAUUAGGAACAAUGAUUGGAAACCAGAUGCGACAGUAUUAUAUCGACCUCAAUGAUCCCUAUUUGAGGUGCAACGUGCUUAGAAGGGAGAGUGGCAUCGACGACUAUUUAGACAGGGUAAAUUCUCCAAAUUUCGAGAAUUUAUCGUCUCCCCAAAUUUACAUGAACCAACUGGACCAUUCCCCGGGUUACUUGAGCAUGAAAAGUCCAGGCAUCAACAGUCCCAGGCCAGAAAAUGCGACAGUUUUCAAUUUCGAGACAAGACCAAAGAAAAAAAUUUCCACUGGAUCUUCGAGAGAUAAUUAUCCAGACUAUGUCAUCAAUGAGGAAGAAAAUGAGAACAAUUCACAAGAAGUUGGAGUCGACAAUGUGACAGAUUGUCCUCACGGUUUGACAAAUCCUUCUUACAUGUAUCCGAAAGAAGACGAUCAAGAUUCAUUGAUGUGUCCAGAGCCACGACAAUCUUCAGAUAAAUACAUCCUGAUGUGUCAAACAAAACUCGUGGAUCCUUGUGUCCACAUCGAUGAGAAUAGCAAAGAAAUAUUGUACAUAAAUGAGUUUCCUUUAGUUUGAUAGUUUAAUAAUGAUAAGCCUAAUAAAAAAAUGUUAAAAA